Molecule: messenger RNA, 1457 nt
Organism: Frankliniella occidentalis (western flower thrips)
Lineage: Eukaryota; Metazoa; Arthropoda; Insecta; Thysanoptera; Thripidae
Product: LIM domain-binding protein 3-like
Exons: 3
Coding region: 285-1457 (390 amino acids)
Source: RefSeq, a predicted model, not a curated record
UUGUUUUUUGUUUAAGGCAGUAAUGCUCCUUACCGGUGUGUAUGUCGAGCACUUGUGUUUGUUUAUGUUUAAGUCAGUAACUCUCCGCCAGUUGGUUUUUUAAGGUGUUGUGUUCGUUUUAGUGCAUUUUUCUUUUACCCCCUCACUUCAUUUCCGUUUUAUUUUUAAGUUUUUUAGUUUUAAGUUUUUUUUAGCUUUAAGUUUUUUGCACUGUCGGCGUGUUUCUUUCGCUGUGGCGUCCCUGUUUCUCCUCUCGGCGAGCGCGUGCACGUCGCUGCCCCGGCAUGGCGUCCUUCGGGGUCCUCCUCGGUUCUCUAUUGUGCCAGGUUGCGCCGAUAUAUCGGGGCGAUGAUGACGCUGACCCGGCGCGUUUCCUGGCCUCCCGAGAAGCGCUGUGGGCUAUGUAUGGUCAUUCUCCCCGCCACUGGUUCACCCUGUUGGAGCACUCAGUCGAAGGGUCAGCUCUUACUUUUUUGGAGACACAUUUCGACCGUUUCGGCCGUACCCCAGCGCUCUGGACCACCUUCAAGGAGAAGUUCAUCGCCCGGUUUCGUCAGGACGUGUCCGUCGCAGACAUGUGGCUUGCAAUAGCUCGCCGUACGCAGGGCGAGUCCGAGUCUGUCGUUGACUUCGUCACAGCGAUGGAACACAUGCUUUGGCGGGUCAGCAAGAAGCAGCGCAGCGCUCUCUCCGAGGCUGAGAUCGCGAGUACCAUUCAGGCGCGGUUUCGGCCCAACAUCUCGAAGCAUCUCGCCGCCCAGAGGUUUGCGUCAGUCGAUGACCUUCUCACCAUCGCGCGGCGUUUCGAGGAGAGCCCUCGGGAGCUCGAACGAUCUACGCUUUACGCUGUACCAUCAGUGUUGCACGUGGAGGCUGCUCCUCCGUCGCGGCAGCACAGCCCGCCUCGCAGGCGCCACAGCUCACCUCGGAGGGCCUCUAGUCCACCUCCAAGGGCCCCGAGUCCGCCUCGGAGGUCUACCAGCCUCCCCCAGAGGGCGGCCUGCUUCGGCCCGCCGCCUCCGUGGGCGUUCGGUCAUCGACCUCCACCGGGCUUCGAUCCUCUGCCCCAGUACACGGACGUGCCGGGAUACUAUCUCCUCGGCCCUCCGCCCUGGUGCCCUCCAUGGCCUGCUCCGUGGUGCCCGCCCUGGACAGCUGCGUCGUGCCCUCCCUGGACUGCUCCGUGGUGCCCGUCAUCGCCUGCUCCGCCGUGCCCUCCAUGGCCCGCUACGUGGUUUUGCCGAAGGGCGGCCUUCUCCCCGCUCCUCAUGGCCUCCGCACAAGCCAGGGACGUAACUUGCACGUUCUUGGUUGUGCCGAUGUUCCAGUCGUCGUCGGUGCCCUCAGCCUUCCUGUUCGGGUCUUUGUGGUGCGUGGCUUGCGGACGCCCCUCAUCCUCGGCCGGUCCUUCAUCGCACGGCAUGGUGUCCGUUUCGACCACCGGGCCCAAUCGGUGA